Molecule: messenger RNA, 5063 nt
Organism: Grus americana (Whooping crane)
Lineage: Eukaryota; Metazoa; Chordata; Aves; Gruiformes; Gruidae
Gene: TRIL
Product: TLR4 interactor with leucine rich repeats
Exons: 1
Coding region: 460-2781 (773 amino acids)
Molecular function (GO): protein binding
Source: RefSeq, a predicted model, not a curated record
GCUGAGUUUUCUCGGCAACUUUCGGAGCUCGUCUUUCUCCUGCUCCCCGCUCCGCCCGCCGCAACCCCCCUCCCCGCUCCGCCCGCCCCCUCCGCCCCUGGGAGAGCCGGCGGAGCAGCGGGCAGCCGCGCCGCUCCCCUCCGCAGCCCGCCGGCCGCACGCCCCCCGCGGCAGCACCGGCCCCGCGACCGCCGAACCGCAGCCUGCGGGCCGUGAGGAGCGGCAGAGCCCGGGCGGCGGCAGCCUGCAGCCCUCCCGGCCGCUCCGCGCCCCCGGCCGGCUCGGGCGAUCCCAUGGUGCCGGGCACCGCGACCUGCAGCCGCCGCGCCUGCCUGCCCGGCGCGGAGCUCAGCCCGGCGCGGAGCAGAGGAGGGGCCGAUUAGCAGCCGCGGAGGAGGCGGGGGGGAUGCCGGAGAGACACAAAGCCGGCGGGGGAAGCAGCCCACGGCUCGUCCCGGGAUGGGGGCACCGCGCCGGGUCCGCCUGAUGGUGCUGCCGCGGGUACUCUGGGGCUCCGUCCCCCUCUUCCUCCUGCUGCUGCCCGCGGCCGAGCCCAUCUGCCCCGAGCCAUGCGACUGCCAGCAGCAUCAGCACCUCCUCUGCACCAACCGGGGCCUGCGCUCGGUGCCCAAGGCUGCCGAGCCCCAGGAUAUCCUCACCUACAGCCUCGGGGGCAACUUCAUCGCCAACAUCUCCGCCUUCGACUUCCACCGCCUGGCAGGGCUCCAGCGCCUGGACCUGCAGUACAAUAGGAUCCGCUCGCUGCAUCCCAAGGCCUUUGAGCGCCUGGGUCGGUUGGAGGAGCUCUACUUGGGCAACAACCUGCUGCCGGCACUGGCCCCUGGCACCCUCAGCGCCCUGGCCAAGCUGCGCAUCCUCUACGUGAACGCCAACGAGAUCGGCCGCCUCAGCGCUGCCUCCUUCUCUGGCCUCGGCAGCCUUGUCAAGCUGCGGUUGGAUGGCAAUGAGCUGGGCUCGCUGGGCGACUCCACCUUCUCAGGGCUGCCGAACUUACUCUACCUGCACCUGGAGUCCAACCGCAUCCGAUGGCUGAGCCGCGGUGCUUUCACUGGCCUGGCUAAGCUGCGCUUCCUCGACCUCUCAGGGAACCAGCAGAGCUCCCUUCGCCACCCGGACAUCUUCGGGCCGCUGCGCUCCCUCCACACCCUGCUGCUGGCCAGCAACAGCCUGCAGCAGCUGACAGGGGGGCUCUUCCAGCACUUGCCUGGCUUGGCGAAGCUCUCGCUCAGUGGAAACCGUCUGGCUCACCUGGACCCAGAUGCCUUCACGGGGCUGAGUUCGCUGAAGGAGCUCCGCCUGGAGGGAAACCUGCUGAGCCACCUGCCCGCUGCCCUUCUGGAGCCACUGAGCAGCCUGGAGGCGCUGGAUCUGAGCCGCAACGCACUGACUGCCCUGCACCCUGCAACCUUUGGCCACCUCGGCCACUUGCGGGAGCUCAGCCUGCGAGACAAUGCGCUGGCCACCCUCCCUGGCGAGCUCUUUGCUUCCAGCCCCGCUCUCUACCGCCUGGAGCUGGAGGGGAACGCCUGGAGCUGCGACUGCCGCCUCCGCGGCCUCAAGCACUGGCUGGGGGCCUGGCACUCCCAGGGCCGCCUGCUCACCGUCUUCGUGCAGUGCCGCCUGCCGCCCACCCUGGCCGGCAAGUACCUCGACUACCUGCAGGACGCCCAGCUGCCGCCGCCGCAAGACGGCGGCCCCUGCCACGACGGUGCGUCUCUCUCCUCCGCGUCCCCCCCGCCGGCAGCCGAGGAGCAGCGCUGGCCGCCGCCGGCCGCCGAGGGGCUCGGCAGCAACAGCAGCGGCGCGGGGUUACCCCGCGGGCCGCCGGGGCCGCCGCCGUCCGCCUCCACCGCCCGCCUGCUGGGGGCGCCCGAAGGCGCGGCGGUGGCGGCACCGAGGGCCGCGGCGGAGACAGUGAGCCCCACACCGCUGCUGCCGGCCCGCCCGGCGGCCUCCGGGCCGGCGCCGCCCAGCGCGGCGUGGCCCCGGCGGGCCGGCAAGCCCCGCUCGGCGCCGGCCGCCGGGGUCCCGCCGUUGGUGUCCGACCCGUGCGACUUCAAUAAGCUGUUCCUCUGCAACCUGUCGGUGGAGGCGGUGGGCUCCAGCUCGGUGACGGUGCGCUGGGCCGUGCGACCGCACCGCAGUCCUCGUCUGCUGGGGCCGGUGCGGUUCCGCCUCCUCUUCGACCGCUUCGGUGCCGCCGUCAAGUUCCAGCGCUUCGUCUACCUGCCGGAGCGCGGGGAGCCGGCCACCACCCUGCGGGAGCUCCGCCCGGACACCCCCUACCUCGUCUGCGUCGAGGGCGUCCUCGGCGGCCGCGUGUGCCCGGUGGCGCCACGGGAUCACUGCGCCGGGCUGGUCACCCUGCCCGAGGGCGGCGCGGCAGCGGCGGGCGGGCCCCGUGGCCCCGACCAGCAGCUCCUCACCCUGGUGCUGCUGGCGGUGAACGCGCUGCUGCUCUUCGCGGCGCUAGCGGCCUGGGCCUCCCGCCUGCUGCGGAAGAAGGUGCUAGGGCAGCGGCGGAGGAAGGCGGCCCCUGUCCAUGUCCGGCAGCUCUAUUCCACCCGCCGGCCCCUCCGCUCCAUGGGCACCGGUGUCUCCGCCGACUUCUCGGGCUUCCAGUCCCACCGGCCGCCCCGUGGCGCUGCUUGCGCCCUCAGCGAGGCCGACCUCAUCGAAUUCCCCUGUGAGCGCUUCAUGGACAGCGGCGGCAGCACCCGCCAUGGCGACGACCACCUGCUGCAGCGGUUUGCCGACUGAGCCCGCCUAACUACAGCUCCUGGCAGGCCCCACGCAGGAGGCCGGCGGCACAGUGCAGCGAGGCCCGCUGGGAGCUGUAGUUAGCACGGCAAGGGGAGGUGGCCCCUGGUCUGGGGUGGGCUGGUGCGGGCCGCAAUGGGUCGUGGCCUCCGAGGGGGAGAACUGUGGUGCAGUCGCUGCCUUCCACCGCCCCUAUUGCAGGCCGGGGCUGAUGCCAGCUGUGAGCCGGGCUUGCUGCGUCACCUCUGCUGGGAGGUCACCAUUUUCUCAGAAGUCAUCGCUAACCGAAGCCCUGACAGCGGUGGUAACCGUUCCUUGCCUCGAGGAAAGCAAAACGGCGGGAGCUACUGCGAACAGCAGUGGUGCCUCCCUUAAGCAAACAGAGCCCUAAAUUUAAGUGUGGUAUUUCACAGGUGGUUUUCCUGGACAGCCUUUGGGAACGACAGUUACAGCGAGCGGCCUGGCCCCGCACGAGCACGCUUUGAACAGACCUUUCCAAGGCAUCAGCCCUUCCUCAUCACAAAUUUGGACUGAGGGUCAUCUUUUAAUGUUACUGAUGAACUGUGCGCAACCAGCGAGUCGUAUGUUUUGUGCUGGACAGCUUGAAGGCUGUGCCGUUUUAACCGAAUGUGAGGCAGUUUAAUGUGCACAAGUGUGUUUUCAUACUUUUUUUUUGUAAACGGGAAACAAUAAUGCAGCUGGUUAGUUUUACAGGAAUAUAUUGCUGACACCACUAGGAAAAUCUAACAGAGUUUUGUAAUAUGUUUACAAAGGAGCUAUUUUUAAAUAGUUUUUGAAUAAAUUCUGCUUGGUACUUGUACACAUUAAUGUGUGCUGUAGUUGUCUGCGUCCGUGACAGUCAGUAGAUCACUGACCCUCAUGUAAGCCAUUUCUAAGUGGGUGGAUGCAGAGGUGAACUGUUGAUGGAUAAAUAAUAUUGGUGCCUUUCUUCAGAAACAGUAAUAGGUGAGAAUAUUUCAGGAAUGUGAAAGUGUCUUUAUCUUAACUGGCAAUUCUCUCUUAGCCUUAGCCUACUAAAGUUAGAAGCUUUAUGUACCUCACUGUGAAAUAAAACAUUUUUGUAUAUUAAUCUAGAUUCUGUGUUUUGUGUAGCUGAGUGAAUAAUGCUAAAGUUAAACCCUUAUGCAGUAGUAUAUGACGUUUGAGUUGUUUUGUUUUAAUUUGAAUUUUGGUUUUGGAGCAAUGCUAAUCACUUUAUGAUCAGUUGUGCUCUGCUUUCUCGGACUUUUACUUGCCUAAAUAUUUACAGAAUGUGGUUCUGUUACUAUGAAAUACGAUGGUUUAGUUUACAUUAAUAAUCCUCUCUGUGUGGUCUAGAAAUGAGCUAAUUAAAAAGGUCCAAACUGUGGUUACACUUUAAAUGCAAAUGUUUUAGAUGGAGUUUGGUGAAUUGUUGAGACCAUUGAUACUACUUCUGCUCCUUUGAAUUUAAUGUGCAACCUCAGAUGAACUCUUAAGGAACUGAAUGGCUUGAAGGAACUGUUCGAGGACUGUGGAGACAUUCAUCUCAAUAUCAUGCGUUCAUUGCUGACCUGAGGUGUUUAUGACUACAAGUUGUUUAUUACCCUAAUUGCAAGUAGGAAGUUUGUUGGGGUUUUUUCCCUCUCUUUUUCUUUCUUUUUUUUUUUUUUCUUUUUUUCAGAUGAACAAGUGUUUACAAAAGACACCAUAGUAACUGGUACCUUCAAUUGGAGUUCAGUGACUGAAUGGAGAGAACAAGACUUCAUGUUCUGAGGGAUUUUUGUUCAAUCUUUAAAUUUGAAUGGGAGAAAGGAGAGAGUGUAGGGAUCGUUUGUCUUAAACUUUGCCUUUUAAAUGGAGAAAAAAAAUUAGGAUUUAAGUCUUGAUUCUUGAGUCAGUAGCAAAAAGUCCUUUGGGAUUUCAUUUUGACAGGCAACAGUUUUCAUGAAUAUCAGGGACCAAACCUGAUUGUCAGUGUAUAGAUCAAAAUUCAUAACUCUUACUGAAUGUUGAAUGGAAUUAAAACUGAAGGAAUCCAGGAUCAGGUUUUAAAUAUUUUGUUGUUGUUGUUGUUAUGAAUCUUAAAUUUCUGUUCUUUUGGACCCCUGGGUGCUUUUGGCCAUUUAUGACUGACUGUGGAAUACACCACUGUUGUUAGAAAUGCAGUGGGAAUUACUGAGUAAAGCUGUGUAUCACACUAACCUUAGCUCUAUCACUGGAUAUUCUUCCAAUGGGAGAUGCAUAGAAGCUGUACAUGGUUAUAAUCAAUUGUGUCAAUAAAUCCAUUUGCUGAAAGAAAA